AAGGUGACCUAACGGAUGGCGGGAGCGCCCGCCCGAUCCUCGGCGCGGGAACGGCCAUUGGUGACGCACGGCGGGGAGCACGGCGCCCACGUUUCCACCAUUACAUUAGCGAGGCCCCACACCCUGCGCUCUAAGUUCGGGGCUGCGGGCGUCCUCGCUUCCUCCCUCCCGGAGGCGGGCCCGACCCCGCCCCCGCGCCCCGGAUCGCUCCCGGCGGUCCCUCCCACCUCCUACCCUCGGCCUCCCCGGCGCGUCUCACUCCCCGCCGGCCGCAGCCCGACACGCCGUGCGGCCCCCCAGUCUCCCGCGGCCGCCUCCCCCAGGCAUGGCACAGGGCCUCGCCUCACUAUGGCAGCAGUACGGCACAGCACGCUCGACUUCAAGCUCGGCGCCAAAGCUGAUGGCGAGACCAUUCUAAAAGGCCUGCGGUCCAUUUUCCAGGAGCAAGGGAUGACAGAGUCGGUGCACAACUGGCAAGACCGCGGUUACCUAGCGACCUACAUCAACAAAAACGGCAGCUUUGCCAGUUUGAGAAUUUACCCACAUGGAUUGGUGUUGUUGGAUCUUCAGAGUUAUGACGGUGAUUCGCAAGGCCAAGAAGUUGACAGUCUCUUGAACAAAGUAGAAGAAAGAAUGAAAGAAUUGAGUCAGGACAGUGCUGUGCGGGUGAAGCGAUUACCACCCAUAAUUCGAGGAGGAGCUAUCGACAGAUACUGGCCCACUGCUGAUGGUCGCCUGGUUGAGUAUGACAUAGAUGAAGUGGUGUAUGAUGAAGAUUCACCUUAUCAGAACAUUAAAAUUCUACACUCAAAGCAAUUUGGAAAUAUUCUCAUCCUUAGUGGGGAUGUUAAUCUGGCAGAGAGUGAUUUGGCGUAUACCCAGGCCAUCAUGGGCAGUGGAAAAGAAGACUACAGUGGCAAAGACGUGCUGAUUCUUGGGGGUGGAGAUGGGGGCAUAUUAUGUGAAAUAGUCAAACUGAAACCAAAGAUGGUCACUAUGGUAGAGAUUGACCAAAUGGUGAUUGAUGGAUGUAAGAAAUACAUGCGAAAAACAUGUGGCAACGUCUUAGACAAUCUUAAAGGAGACUGCUAUCAGGUUCUAAUAGAAGACUGUAUUCCAGUACUGAAGAGGUACGCCAAAGAAGGGAGAGAGUUUGAUUAUGUGAUUAAUGAUUUGACAGCCGUUCCAAUCUCCACAUCUCCAGAAGAAGAUUCCACAUGGGAGUUUCUCAGACUGAUUCUUGACCUCUCAAUGAAAGUACUGAAACAGGAUGGGAAAUACUUUACACAGGGUAACUGUGUCAAUUUGACAGAAGCCUUGUCGCUCUAUGAAGAACAGCUCGGGCGCCUGUAUUGUCCUGUGGACUUCUCAAAGGAGAUCGUCUGUGUUCCUUCAUACUUGGAAUUGUGGGUAUUUUACACUGUUUGGAAGAAAGCUGGACCUUGAAGACCAGUCUCUCCUAAUCACAUGUGCUGCACAUGAUUUGACCUUCACAUGCUGUACAUGACAUCGAAAUGAGUCAGGCAAUUGAUUGUGAUUUCCUUCAAGUUUUCUUUUUUUGAUUAUUAUUUUUAAUUUAAACAAAGCAAAUGGAAAAUGUAUAUUUUGAUGCGCUAGGGUGUUAAUUUUUUCGAAAGUCAGCUGAAGGAUGAUUAGACAGCACAGCGAAGGCUGCUAAAUGCACUGAACCCCUAGAAUGUGAUUUUUGUUACUUUUGUGUGUGUGUGUGUGGGCUUUUUGUUUUUGUUUCGGUAGACUUUGAAUUUGGUUGUUUGGAGGAAUGAACAUCAUUGUUUUGUUCCGGAGGGAAGUUCUUGGAUGGUGUUUCUUUCCCCCAAAAUUGACUUAGCUAUUAAAAUUUGGUGCUUAUAAGAAAGAGUUAAGAAAAAAAAUGAAUAGCAAUGCUUCGAUUAAAAUUAUAAAUGAGAAAUUUCAUGUGUUUGUUGUUUUAUUUCAGCCAGGUCCCUACUUUCUCACUGCUGAUCUCACAGAACAAAGGUGUCUACUGGUCUUUUUUUAGUUCUAUUCUAUCACUCAGUGCCAUUUAUCUCUUUAUAACGGGAUGGCCUUUCGGCCUUUUUUGAACAGUAGUAAUGACUUCUUUUACCACCGUGGUAAAUGAUACACAACCUAUUACAUUCACCAGUUCUUCAUUAUAAAAUUGACCCGAAGAUAGGAAAAGAUUUGGCCUUACUGUAAAGUUGAAAGUCAGAAGCUUAUUUCUAUUCCCACUCUUAGUGGUGUAUUAGAUGUGGAAAUAAAGAUCAUUUUGGAUUGCUGCAGUGAAACUUUUUAAGAUUUUUAGAUGCACAGAGAUAGGAUGCUAGCUUGUGGAGAGACACGCAACAAGAGAGUGUAAACUCCCCUAAGGAAGGGCUUGGUGUAGUGUAUUCGUGGGUGGAGAUGUAACUGACUCCGAUUAGUAGACAUCACUGCUUAUAUUGUUUUCGUAAAAGGUUUAUGCUGUAUCAAGGGAUUGAGUUCAUUUAUGGUGAAUUUGCAGUAAGCAAAGCAUUAAAAAUGGAAAUAGUGUGUGUUUUGAGAUAGAAUUAGAGUCAACCCAGAACAUCCUUCUUCCCAAGAUAGGUUUGUCUGACAGAUGUUCUUUUUUUUUUAAUCAUUGUUUUCAUUUUUUUUAAGAUUUUAUUUUAUUUAUUUUUUGAAGAUUUUAUUUUUUAUUUGACAGAGACACAGCGAGAGAGGGAACACAAGCAGGGGGAGUGGGAGAGAGAGAAGCAGGCUCCCCACUGAGCAGGGAGCCUGAUGUGGGGCUCAAUCCCAGGACCCUGGGAUCAUGACCUGAGCCAAAGGCAGAAGCGUAACAACUGAGGCACCCAGGCGCCCCAGUGGGGUAUCUUUUGUUUGUUUGUUCAUUUAAAGAUUUUUUUUUUUAAGAUUUUAUUUAUUUGACAGAGAGGGAACACAAGCAGGGGGAGUGGGAGAGGGAGAAGCAGGGUCUCGGCUGAGCAGGGAGCCCGAUUCGGGGCUCGAUCCCAGGACCCUGGGAUCAUGACCUGAGCUGAAGGCAGACGCCUAACGACUGAGCCACCCAGGCGCCCCUAAGAUUUUAUUUUUAAGUAAUUUCCACCAACGUGGGGCUUGAACUCAUGACCCCAAGAUAAAGAAUUGCAUGCUCUACCUACUGAGGCAUCCAGGCGCCUCCCUAAUGGAUAUUCUUUAAAAAGUGAGUGCAUGCCGACUUUACUUUUUUACUGGAUUGGCAUGGGAGAAGAAACAGUAACAAUAAAGGGAGAGGCAGUCAUGUUGGAACUAGAUCGGCUUUCAGCAAAUAUUUUUCUUGUGCAUAGAGCUUAAAAGCAGCAUUGGUGGACAUUAAGAAUCCUACCUACCCCCUCAGACUCUUCUGUAAUGCUUUGCAAAGGCUUUGUUUUUGCCUACCGUGUGAGAUUCAAAAUGGUGGUAUUAUGACUGUUAGAACACCAUUUUAGCUUAACGAAAUUGGAUUUUUUUUUUUCCAUUUUAGAAAAGAAACUAAGUCUAUUUGCUGUCUGGAUAUGGUGUUACUAAUAUGUGGGGCAUAACUUUAUACUUGAAGGUGAGCUUGGUGCCAAGGCUCAAGCCAGUGCUGAGUCUAAUGACACACUCGUCCCGCCCAGAGCUGAGAGUUAGAACUGAGGUGGAGCAGGCUGGGCCAGACCAUAGAGGAUGCAUUUGGGAGAGAGUGAGGGGUGCGGUGUGGGAGCAAGAAGGAAACGAGAUACUUGUUGGGGGUGAUGUGGUAGAUUCCGACCCUGCUCAUUUUUUGUAUUGGAGAAAGGAUGAUGCCUGCUUGUUUUUGAACAUCUUUGUAACUGUUAAGGCAAACUGAACUGUGAUAGCUAAAAACAGCCUCUACUUUUGCUGCAUUUUAAGGAAAUGUAAUACGAUCUAAACCAUUAUUUUACUUUAAUGGCUGUUAUGCUUUAUAUGAUCUAUAUAUAAUCAAACAAUAGACCAUCUUAUCAUACAGCCAUUUUUUUAAUUAAAGACAAAUACUGGCUAUAAUAGAAAUUCCAUUCAACACAUGAGCAGAUAUCAAGAAUUGGUUUAUUUUUAAAAAUGCUGCUUUCUCCUACAAAUGUGAUUGAAUAUUUUAUGCAAUUUUUUUUUUUUUAAGUUGAGAGAGCAGAGAGAAUCACAGGCAGAUUCCCUGCUGAGUGCAGAGCCCAAUGUGGGGCUUGGUCCCAUGACCCUGAGAUCAUGACCUGAGCCCAGCUCAAAAGUCGGAUGCUCAACCGACUGAGCCACCCCGGCGGGCACCCCCUCCCCGGUUUUUAUUUUAUUAUUAUUAUUUUUAAAGAUUUUAUUUAUUUAUGUGACAGACACAGCGAGAGAGGGAACACAAGCUGGGAGAGUGAGAGAGGGAGAAGCAGGCUUCCUGCUGAGCAGGGAGCCCGAUGUGGGGCUCGAACCCAGGACCCUGAGAUCAUGACCUGAGCUGAAGGCAGAAGCUCAACGACUGAGCCACCCAGGCACAACCCCCCCCCCCCCCCCCCAGUUUUUAAAUGAAGUUUUUUUAUUUGAGCGAGCUUGGGGAAGGGCAGAGGGAGAGGGUGACUGAAUAUCUUAAAAACCCCAGUAAUGGUGGGCUGGAGGAAGGCUGGGUUAACUUUUUACUGGGCUAGAGCAGUGCUGAUGUCAAAAUAAAACGGUGCCUACUACUUCCGGUGCAGUUGAAUCAUCACCCCCUUGCUUGCGUUAACUAUUACUGAAUAGGAGUUUGCGUCUGUCUCAGAUGGAUGAAUUUUGUUCCGUUCCCAUGACUCCUGGGAUUGGGCACAGGAAGUGUGUGUGUGAGGUCACAUGUCCCUGACCUGUAUUUGAGCCUUGAGAGCAGCUCUCCUCAAAAUGUGGUCCUUCGGCCAGUUCUUGGUUUCUAAGCACUUUGUUUUACUUCAGCUGAAUUUCUUGUUCCUAGCAAGACCUUCUUCGAGAAGGAAGCUGUCUGCUGGUUGACACUACGGUUGUGCUCCUCACCCAGUCUGGAAUAACACUUGCUGUGACACUGUUCUAGACGCCGGUUGGGCGGCAUUGCUUGACGAUAGGAGCCGCUAUGUGGCCGUGAAGAAACACUCAGCCUCUUUCUAUCACCCUGUUGCUGUGUGUCUUUGUACUAAAUAAUCUUUUAUAUUGCUGUGCGUUGGGCUAACAAACCCCUUUUAUUUACAUUAUCUUGCACAGUUUGAAAAUAGCUUUGUGAAUUCAGUGUUCCUAUCACCGAGUGGGCCAGUAGUCAAGAUGUGAAAUGUGCCUCAGGGGUCCCACAGCUAGUCACGAUUUGACUCUGUGUUCCAGCAUUCCAAAUUGGCUAUCUGUAAGCCUACCACAGGGGUUCUUAACCUUUCUUUUUGUACCUUGGACUCCUUUGGCAGCUUGCUGAAACCUGUUUUUUAAUACAUAAAGUAGAUAUGAUUGAUGACGAGGAAACGAGUUAUAUUGCUUUUUAAAAAUUAAUGUCAGUAUUUGAGCUGUCAUAACUUCUUACAUAGCUGGAUCUUGUGGUGGAUCAGAUACCAUAUUUUGGGAGUAGUAAUGGACAUAAAUAUUUAUAAGACCUGCAGCAAGUGCAAUGUGGUUAAGAAUGCAUCUGAUUUCUCUUGUUGACAGAGUCCUAGUUACUGCCAGUACUAAUAUGGUUUGUUACCUACGUUCAUGCUUAAAGGAAGUGCUACAUCUCAGGUAGAGGUUAGUGCAAGUAAAGAUAGAAAUGUUUUGCCAUUCAAGUUUAGGGACACACAGUUCUGUCCAUAGGUCCCAGUUUAAGAACCUCUAGCCUGCGGUGUUUGCUUCCAUUGUUUGAUUGUGUUUAGGUGGUGGGGAGGGGUAGCUGGGUCCCUUCACCCUGCUGUCAGAACCUCAAAUGAGUGCUGGCAGAUCAGUUCCUCUCGGCCAGAACCAUUUAAAAUCUCAAUUACCUACUGCCGUCAUUCCACCGAUUUGUGCUUUACUCAUUAUUUCAAAAAUGAGAAAUAGAACAUGGGCAAGAAACAGCCCAGUGCUUUUGGAAAGCUUUUUGAAUACUCUCGGAUGUGAUUUCCCUGGGAAAUCAGAUGAUAAAUGUGACUGGACAGGUAAUGCUUAUCUCCUGUAUCUGGGGGUCUCGCAGACACCCUGGCCAGCUCAUUAAUGCAGACGCGGUCCCUGGGCAGCAGCCAGUGAUGUGGCCAUUUCAGUGAGCAGCGGCUUUAUGAUGAAGUAUCAGGGAACAGGCCCCUCUCUGUGCCAAUUUGCUCAGGAAUGUAGCAGAAGAAAUUAAAAGCAAGCUAAACAAGCCAGGUCUGUUUUGACAGAAGCCCUCCAAUAUCCAAAGAGGGAAGCCUGGAGGGUUGUCCCACCCCACUGGCUAGAGAUGAAAACCCAGGAUUAUAAAUACAGGCAACGGGCAGGUCUCCAUAGACAAGGGCUUUGACUCAGGUGUUAACUUAGGAGAGAUUGCCCCUGAUAGGUUGAUGAUUAUGUUGGUAAUUUAGGUUCUCCACUAAGGGAUUCGGACAGCUCUAAAUUCAUUGCAGAGGGACAGAAAUGCUCCUUGGGCUACAUUCCAUGUCUUCUACUUUCUAGACAACUCUGCCUUUGCCUGCGUUCGGUUGUGUGAGUUAAAUUUGAUAACACGAAAUUCCCCAUCCUCUCUCCCAGUGCUGAGGGGGAGCUUCUACCAACACGCCAUGUGCGGGCCCUUCACACUCAGUGUUUCUACUUUUUCCUCAAGGCAUAUUAAAUAUUCUUCAUUAUGUAUCAUCCACAUAUGUUUAAACGUUUAACGUCUGAAGAGACAGUGUGCCCUGGUGAGAAAGAAUACACCUCAGUAUGGGUUUUGACUGCCCUGUAAGAGCUGGAGGUUUUUAACUGAAGUCUGGGGGCAGAGGAGGCAAGUUCUUGAGGGCAAGUCUGGUUGACAGAUGGCGAGAAUGUACGCUCCAACGGCCAUGACCCGGUCCCUCUUGGUCACGUUUGUUUAACGCUUUGCACAUGUAGUAGGUACCUAGGAGGUUCAAGUGCGCCGUAAGAGGGAGUUCUUGGAAUUGCAUUUUCCAAGUGGGACAUGGAGGAAAUAGGCUGGUGUGAAGACAUUACACAGGGUUGGGUAUGUUCAAGAAGAAAAACAGAUACAGGGAGAAGUCCUUGCACCUUCACACAUAGAAGGAGCAAGAAUGUCCACCCUACCCAAGUGAGGGUACCGUCCCAGUAUGGGUGAAAGUGCUGUGUUGGCGAAAGGGGCCUUUCACUAGGGCUUGUGUCUUUUGGGCUCCUUGGUGCCCUAAAGGGCUGAAGAAGCACAGAAACUCAGGAAGGUGUACAGCAUUCAGACCGUAAAACUGAACAACGUGAGGAUCUGCGGCCAUUUUGGUGUCAGCCAUAUCUGUGAGUUUUCUUUUUUUUUUUUCCUCUUUGUGGUCCACUGUCAACUUACACUCUUGAAUGUCUCCGUCCUUGGUGACUCCCCACCCAUUAGGUGGAAUUCUUGUACCAGGCGUCUGCUUUGGGCCAUGGCUUGGGUCCCAGUGCUGGUCCAUGGAGACCAGGCAGCAAGGCCACAAGACAGCCUGGCCCUUGGCUUCCAGUGGAUAAAUCCAGAAGGGUUUGUGCACUAAAAUAGUUAAGAAUAGUAAUGAAUUACAAGCCAUUGAAAAAAAAAUUUAAGAGGGUAUAUGGAAAACAUGUACAAAUAAAUGAGGACACGUAAACAUAACAUGCUUACCAUAGAAUGCUGAGUGCCAACAACGUUUUGUGAGUGCUGGAGUUGAAAAAUUAGCAUUUUGUAAUCAUCACAGUGAAGACCGAAUCAGGCAGAAGUCACCCUCUGAUGUAAAAUCUUGGGGAAAAUUUGACAAGGAGCCUGUUUAUGUGGCUGUAAAGCAUCUCCUACAGAUUGCUUAUGAGUUGUGUAUCAGGUUCCUAUUGUAGCUCGAGCAAGUUAACAGCAAACUUCCUUCCUUUAAAAGGACACAAAAUUUAUCAUCUUACAGUUCUGGAGAUCAGAAGUCUGAAACUAGUCUUUUUUUUUUUUUAAGAUUUUAUUUAUUUAUUUCGACAGAGAGAGACACAGCGAGAGAAGAAACACAAGCAGGGGGAGUGGGAGAGGGAGAAGCAGGCUCCCCACUGAGCAGGGAGCCCGAUGUGAGGCUCGAUCCCAGGACUCUGGGAUCAGGACCUGAGCCGAAGGCAGAUGCUUAACGACUGAGCCACCCAGGUGCCUGUCUCAAACUAGUCGUAACAGGGCUCAAAUCAAGGUGUGGGCAGGGCUGGUUGCAUCUGGAAAGUUGAGGGGAGAAUCCAUUUUCCUGCCUUAUCUAGCUUCUAGAGGCCAUCUGCAUGCUUUGGCUUCUGGUCUCUUCCUCCAGUUUCAGAGCCAGCUCUGUAGUAUCCUCUGCUACUGUCUUCACGUUGUCUUCUCUUUCUGACUUGUCUGUGUCCCUGUGGUAAGGCCCCUUUGGGAUUACAUAAUAAUCCCCAGUAAUCCACCGUCUCCCCAAUUCAAGAUCUUCCCACAGCCACAAAGUUCCUUUUGCGAUAUAAGGAAACAUUCACAUAAAGUAACGGACAAGGUUCUGGGAUUUGGAUGUAGACAUCCAGAGGGGGCCCUUCUUCAGCCUCCCACUUACUGCUAGAGAAAACAACUUGAUAAUGGCAAAAUUGAACAACACCUUGCCCAGGUGAUCAAAAUCACCAACAAGGGGCAGGUGGACAUACGAGCGUCCAGUACUCUGUGAAGGGCCCAUCACCACCUGUGCAGUCCUGUGGCUGGCUAAGAAUGCAUAUCUGAAUCUGAUCACGGGGAAGCAUUAGACCCAAAAGGAGAAUAUUCUGUUUUAAAAAGGCCUGUGUUCUUUAAAAGUAUUAAUGUCAAAAGACACAAAAGGCUGAAAAGGUUUCCAGAUUAAAGGAGGCUAAAGAGAUGUGGCAACAAAAUGUGACACCUGGCCCUACCCUGGGUCCCAUAUUGGAGGAAAGAUGCUUAAAGGGGAUUAUUGCAUCAGUUGACAAACUGGAAUAUGAACGGUAGUUUCGAUACAAGUAUUGUAUUGGUAUUAAAUUUACUCAAGUCCUUAUUGCAACCUUUCUCUAAGUUUAAAAUUCUUUCCAAGUAAAACAUUAAACAUUAAGAAAAAAAAUAGGGAUGCCUGGUUGGCUCUGUUGGUGGACAGUGCAACUCUUGAUCUCGGGGUUCUAAAUUCGAGCCUCAUGUUGGGUGUAGAGAUUGCUUAAAGUAAAAUGAUUUUUUUUUUUUUAAGUAGGCUCCACACUCAGCGUGAGUCCAAUGCAGGGCUUGAACUCAUGAUCCUGAGAUCAAGACGUGAGCUGAGACCAAGAGUCAGACUCAACUGACUGAGCCAUCCAGGCGCCCCUUAAAUAAAAUCUUAAAAAAAAUUAAGAAAGGGGUGCUCCUGGCACAAUUGGUCUCCUGUCUGCCUGAUGGACACGAUAGCAAGGUUUUUGGACACAGAACCAAAAACCUAAGAGGAAUAAGGCUCAAGGGACGAAAUAAGUAUGUGCCGCUUUUAAGAUAUAGUACAGGAUGCGAUGUUCUUGAGGCAGAAGUUCUAACGGCUACACUGGUUUUGAGGCUUUCUGACUCCCUACACAGUAUCUGCCAGGGUCCCCGCCAGAGACCAUGAAGGCUGAGCCAGCAAGAGGAAGAGGAUCGUGUGGCAGUUGGCUCUCCAUCCACUUGCGGAUUCUUGUGGGUCCUGCUGGCUUAGAGGGUAAAGGUCUCGGGCAGAGAUCUCGCUUCAAAGACACCACUGUUUCUUUGCUGUGAGAUGCUUGUUCCUGAGCUUCUGCUAAGAUGCUGCAGGGCAUGAAGAGGCUGGUUUUCUUUCCCUAGGUCUGUGGCAGAGGAGAGGAAUGGAGAGAGGGAGAGCGAGCCUGAAACCUCCUCUUUACUGAAGGCAAAGAGCCCCACAUUAUACUAUUUUAGGUUUACAAAUAGGACCACAGUAAAAAACUAUUUAAUUAGUUCUACAGGAAAACUGGCUGAGGACUUUAAAAGGUUCAGGUGGAACAGUAGUUGUCCUGCUAUUCAGAAACAGGAAUAGAAAAAAGAGGGCAGUGCUUCUCAAACUUGAGUGCGCAGAAGGAUUACCUGAUUGUAUUUUCUUAAAAAACAGUCUGAUCAGUAGGUCUGGGGCCGGGCCCCGGAGUCUGCAUGUCUCACAGUCCAGUCGGCGGACGUCAGUGCUGCCUGGGUGCGGACCACGCUCGGAGUAGUUCUCAGCGAGAGUGCUGUAAGUGGAAAGAAAGAUGGGGGGCCCUGUAGGAAAAUGCAGAAAGCUCUUGCGUGGCCCACUGCUGAAUCCAAAUGUUUUGAAUAUCAACUUACUGUGACAGGUAGCCUCAAAAGUAAUAGUUGUUGCUGCCGUAAUUGCUCAAGUGAGUUUGUUUGAUUUCCAAGGGUUAGAAAUGUUCUCGUGGAUUUUGUUAAAACGGCAAUUGGAUCGGGGCGCCUGGGUGGCUCAGUGGGUUAAGCGUCUGCCUUCGGCUCAGGUCAUGAUCCCAGGGUCCCGGGAUCGAGCCCCGCAUUGGGCUCCCUGCUCAGCGGGAAGCCUGCUUCUCCCUCUCCCACUUCCCUUGCUUGUGUUCCCUCUCUCGCUGUGUCUCUGUCAAAUAAAUAAAUAAAAUCUUAAAAAAAAAGGCAAUUGGAUAAACCAUUAAUUUGGGGCUUGAUUUUAAGCUCCCAGUACUCCCCAAACCAAAAGGCAUUUACACCCCCAGCAUUUGAAAAAUUGGCAGCGGCUGGAGGCCAAUUAGUGGAGACCUUGAGGCAAGGAACAGUGUCGAAAUUUUCGAGUUGUCCUCACAAUUCUGAAAGGAUAUGGAGAACCCCCGUUCAGGGUGCGGACAUUGCCCCGACAGCUAGAAGGUUCUCAACACAAGGAUAAGGGAUUAUACUUCUUAUUCAACUAAACAUGUAACUUACUGAAGCCUGGAUUGUGCUUUGAUUUCAUGGGUUUAGGUUAAGUUUAUUUCUGUGGAGAGUAAAACCCAGAACAAAUUUCAAUUCGAGGUUGGGUCUUUUGCAGGUUUAUUCAAAAUGCGAAGAAUAAUAAGGGGAAGGAUUAGAGGUUACAUACCAGAGCUUUCAGCAGCACUUAUUGGCCGCUUUGGCCACCGCAGCCUCUGUGUAGGGGGUCUCGGAAGACAAUGUUUGGGGGCUCUUCAGGGCAUUGUGUAGAGGAAGAAAACCUGUGGGCAGCCUCUUAAGGAGCAAAGAACAAUAAAGAAAGCACAGGUUUUCACUAGGGGAUGGGUAGGGAUGGAGGUGAUUUAUACAAGUGGUUUUUAAAACCCCAAUCGUUUAGAAGAAGACAGCAAAACCCAAUUAUUUAUCCCAACUACAGCUCUACAAAAAGGUGAAUAACUCUUGGGCGCCUGGAUGAGCCUUUUUAAGCGUCUGACUCUUGGAUUCGGCUCAGGUCGUGAUCUCAAGAUCAUGAGAUCGAACCUCAUGUCGGGCGCCGCGCUCAGCACAGUCUGCUUGAGAUUCUCUCAAACAAAAUCUUAAAAAAAAAAAAAAUCAACUCUUAGAUUUGCCUUAACCAAAGGCCAUCAGCCCUUCCAGUCUUAUUUCUCCCCCACCAGAAGGACAUCUGGGCUGCUGCUGUGGUCGAAUCGUGUCCUCCACAAAAGCUGUUGAAGUCCCAACCCCCCAGUACCUGUGAACAUGAUCUUGUCUGGAAAUCGGGUCCUUGCAGGUGGUCAAGUUAAGAUGAGGUCAUUAGGGUGGGUCCUCACCUGAUAUGACUAAUAUCCUUAUAAAGGGAGAUUUGGACCCAGAAACGUACAUUGUGGGGACAGGAGAACAUUAUUCUACAAGCCAAGGAACGCCUCAGGAGAAAGGCAUGAAACUGAUUCUUUCUCACAGCCCUCAGAAGGAACCAACCCUGUUGACACCUCGAUUUCAGAGGUUUAGCCUCCAGACCUGUGAGACAAUAAAUUUGUUGUUUAAGCCACCCAGCUUGUGGUACUUUGUUACAUUCAUCCCUGGAAAUGAAUACAGGUGGUCUUCAAGAUAAUUAGAUGGCAAACAGAGGAGGCUUUAUUCUGUAUCAGUCAGCUGUUAACUGCAGUGGUACUGCCUAGGAAGCCGACUUCCAAUUUCAACAGUUUAUAGUAGCAAGUGUUGAUUUCUCUCUCCCCCACCUGUGCGUUAGCUGGGGUUCAGCUGAUCCAGGCUGGGCUCUGCUGAGCUUUUCUCCAAGCUGUAUUUUGGGUCUAGGUCUGCUCCACACGCCUCUCAUCCUCCUUGGACCAGUGGUUACCUGAGACAUGGUCUCAUGGCGGAAGACAGGAGGGCAAGCACAAUGACGGGGCACAUCUCUAGCCUCUGUUUCAGGUCUGUCUCUGUCCAGUUGGUCAAAGCACAUUGCAUUGCCAAGCCCAAGGCUGAGAGGCGAGGAAGUAUGUCUUUUUCAGGGAUAGUAGCACAGACUGUCCAUCUUAACUGACAAAUAUGUGAAGACUGAAUCUUAAAACCCUGUAUUGCAUUUUGAGUGAAGCAGUCAACAGAUGACCUCUUAGUAGCGAAGAGAUGGUAAAAUCUUGAAGGAAAAAAGCAAAGUGCUGACAGGUGCCUCAUAAGGUAAAAUAGUACUGUGAAUUGUAAAGAUAUACUACUUGGCUAUGAGAUGCCAAAGUCAGUGGCUCCCUGGAAGGAACAUCAUUCAGGAAACUUAGGAAAGGUGCCAUUUGGCAAACAUAUUGGUAAUUAGGGAGCCUGAAACACAAGACUGAAUUGUUGCACAUGGAAGUCAAGUCAGCAUUGUUACUUCACUCCUUGCUUUUAGUAGCAGGAUCAAGACCUGGCUUGAGAAACCAUUAUAAAUUUCCAGAACUAGAAGUCAAUAGUGCUUCAGACAUACUUAGUGAUGUUACAGUUUACUCCUCACAUUCACGACAAGCAGUGCUGACUCCUGCAAAUACGAUUUACUCAUGGGGUGCAGAAUGUGAAGGUGAUUUUGAGCAGAGGCUCUGGGCCCAGACUACUGGCUUAAAAUCCUGGCCCUGCCACUUCCUGGCUCUGGGAUGUUGGCCGUCUUUUGGGCAUCUGUAAAAUAGGAAUAAUCAUGGCAACUCCGUCUCCGUCCAUUCGAGAUGCAGAAGAGAAUACCAUAGACUGGGUGGCUUAUAAACAAGUUUAUUUCUCAAAGUUCUGAAGGCUGGGAAGUCCAAGAUCAAGGUGCUGGCAGAUUCAAUGUCUGGUGAAAGCCAGCUUCCUGGUUCAUAGAUGGCUCUCUUCUCUCUGUGUCCAUGGAGUGGGAGGGUCAAGGAGCUCUCUGUGGUCUCUUUUAUAAGGGUACCAAUCCUGUUCAUGAGGGCUGCACCUUUAUGACCUAGUCACCUCCCCAGGGCACCCUCUCCUAAUACUAUCACUUUGGGGGUUAGGAUUUCAACAUAGGAAUGUAGAGGGACACAAACAUUCAAUCCAUAGCAACUUUCUUCUGGGUCGUUGUGAGGCUUAGAUUGGUGCAUGGCACAGAGUAAGGGCUCAAAUGUUAGCUUUUUAUUAUUUACCAGCAAGAAUCAAGUUUCAAAAAAUGAGUUAUGCAAGGUCAUAAUUUAUACCACUGCGGCCAAACUCAAGUUUUUUGGGCCACUGCUGCCUUUACAAGAAAUCGUGUGAUAGAAUCUUAAGGAAUUCUAACUGCCAUGCCCUCUUCAGACUUUAUACUCACCAAGAACAAUUAUUCAGAUUUGGUUUUACUUAAUUUUUAAAAACCAGUAAUUCUCCCAAAUGCUCAAUUUUUUUCUCUCCCAAUUUCUCCACACAUCUUCAAGGUAACUGGCUAUAUUAAAUGAUAAUUAAGUGAGGGCAGUACGGAGGUUGUGUAUUUUUUUUUUUUUUUAAGAUUUUAUUUAUUUAUUUGAGAGAGAGAAUGAGAUAGCAUGAGGGGGGAAGGUCAGAGGGAGAAGCAGACUCCCUGCUGACAGCAGAGAGCCCGAUGCGGGACUCGAUCCCGGGACUCCAGGAUCAUGACCUGAGCUGAAGGCAGUCACUUAACCAACUGAGCCACCAGGCGCCCCAGGAGGUUGUGUAUUUUUGAUGUGUCCUAGAGAGACUCAUUUAAGGCAGGUUUGGGUGAUCUCUUUGUUAAAAUCGGUUAAGUUUAGAUAUAUAUUAUAUAAGCUCCUGGAGAGUAAGAACCAUGUGCUAAGGAGCUUGACAUCCCCAGAGUUGAGCAGGCACACAGUACCCAAUAAAGAGAAUGAAAAUAUAAAUGAUCAAAGGAGAUUCUAUGGAAUGUAAAUCAUCAAAAAGUUAGUGUAUCUGAUAGUUUGGGUAUGAAAGACCCAGUAACCUACAAAAGCCUUAGCAAGUGAUUCAACUGAACAGUAAGAAUAGUGACUAGUUUAUGUUUCAACUUGGCACUGACAUAAAGAAAUUAACAACCAAAAACCUGAGAUGACCAGCUUUCUCUUUCAUGGACCAAAUGCACUUAACCUGGCUGAAAUCCACAGGCCAUCAAAAUUUGGAAGACUAACGGCAACAUCCUCAUGGAAGAAUCAGAAUGCUACAUUAACGUUACUAGGAAAAAGCAAUGGGGAAGUUGGAAAAUAACAUUAUUGUGGGUUUCUGUUAUGCGCCAAAGAGCUCCUUUAAAAACAUCACCCUUUUAAAACAACACUGCAUGUGAAGGGCUAAUAAAAUCAUCAAAAGUUAGAAAGGUACUUGGCAACAUUUGUCAGGUGACCUACACCUCUUCUUUAAUUAUCUGCUACCCCCUACUGCUUGGCUCCCGGCCUUUAAAUUUACAAUUCUUUUAGAAAUAGCACCUCGUGGUAGACUCAUUUAAAAACAAACCACUCUUCCAGGACCUUCUCACAGGUUUGCUUCUUCAGGCUUCAACUUUAUUAGAUGUUGUUAAAUUGCUUUCCACAGUGGAAAUUUACACAAAGUACCAAUUUAUACACUUACGAUCAGGACAUCAGAGUUGAGGUUCCUCCAUUGCCAACACCUGGUAUUGUUAGAAUUAAAAAUUUUUGCCGGUCCGGAGGUGUGAAUGGUAAUGGUUUAAGUUUUUAUUUACCUGAUUACUUACUAAUGAGAUCGGGCACAUUUUUAUAAGUUAAUUGGCUAGCCAGUGUUCCUCUUUGGAAAAAUGCAUGUCUUCUGUCCAUUUGGCUAUUGGGCUUUUAUUUUCUUGUUGAUCUGUUGUGUUUAUAUCUUCAGGAUAAUAAUCCUGUGUUGCUUGUAUGGUUACGAGUAUCUACUCCCAGUCUGCCCUUGUGAAAUCUUUUUAAGCUGCACUUUGUUUUUUAAUUACAUUUUGUAAUCACCAGGAGACCAGCUUUGGCCAUGCUUUAUCUUUUCAUUUAUUCAUGGCAUUUUUUGAUGCACAUGAGUUUUUUAUUGUAGUCAUAUUUGUCAGUCUGUUUCCUUUAUGGUUUGUGUUUAUUGGUCUUGUUUUAGAAACUUUUCCCUAGCCUGAUCUUAUAUAUAUAUAUAUAUUUUUCCCCUCCCCCAGUGUUUUAAACUUUUGCUUUUCAUACUUAAUUCUUUCAUUUAUCUAGCAUCCUUUUUUCUUUUUUUUUUUUUGGUAGGAUAUGAGGAAGGGUCUUUUGGGGAUUUUUGUUUUGGUUUUGGUAUGCUAGGAGUUGUGUGAGGUUGUUUUGUUCCAUUGUGAUCACCACUUGUCCCAAUACCCUUGAUUAAAUUGUCCAUUCAUUUGUCGGUGAUUUGAAAUGCCUUUGUUGUCCUACAUUAAGUUAUUCAUUUAUUCAUGGGCCUGUUUCUGAGUACAGCAGCUUUUUUGGACUUUGAGAAAGUGAUAUUCGACGGGACUGUGCCAAAAAUGUACUUUAAAAAAGAUAUACAGAUGGCCACAGAAUGCCAAUGAAUUGUAUUUUAUUCUAGAAUAUUAAAAAAAGGGAAAGAUGUUGAUCACACUCUAGAUGAAGUUAUUUUUUCUGAUGGCCCACUAUAUAAUUUUUUAAAGAUUUAUUUAUUUUAGUGAGAAAGGCAGCGCGCGCAUGCGCGCACGUGCAUGCGCAAGUCAGGGGAAGGGCAGAGGGAGAGCAUCCCAAGCAGACUGUCUCCAAUCGCAGAGCCCACGGGACUCAAUCUCAUGACCCAUGAGAUCAUGACCUGAGCCUAAACUUAGAGUCAAACGCUUAACUGACUGAGCCACCCAGGGGUCCCCAUAAUUUAUUUUUAGGCUUUAAAUUUAAACAUUUAAAUUAACAGCUAAGUUGUGUGGGAUUACUUAUCGUAGGCUAAACAACUACAUUACAACACAUUACUGAAGAUGCUGUGCAUAAAAUAUUUUAUCAUGUGGUAGUUAUAUCUAAGUCUAUUACGUUUGUGGACAGAACAGUUCAGCAUAUGAAAUCGACCAAAAAAACCCCACAAAACUGUAUCUUGGGAGCAAUUCAAAGGCUAGUAAAUAUGUUCAGCCAGGCUCCGUGCACCACCUUAAAAAAGAAACAUUACUUACUUAGUUUUUUGGUGACCACAAAAUUGUGCUUAGGUAAGCAAUGAAAUCCACGUAGUUAUCUGUCUGUCUUCAGACUUUAUAGCUCAUCUCUUCCCAGGAGUGGUCACAGGCAGCCCACAGGGUGAAAACACAUUUAAAAGAGUAGGUAGCUGGGGGCAGAAGAAAGCUGUCAGCUGCCAUACUGUAUUGCUCACCUAUUCCAACCCCUUGCAGAAUGAUUCCCUUCUAAGCUUUUCCAGGAUCUGAUGGCUUUUUAAUGUCACCUCUAAAAAACAACCUUGUAUUAAGUGCAAUGUUGUAUAAUUACUCAAAGCAUAGUCAAACCUGGUCCCCUGAUGAUUAUAAAAUGUAAUUAAAAUGAAGUGUGUCUUAGAAAAGAUUUCGCAAGGGCGUGCCUUGUCAGUCUUGUCUUUGCCACCAAGUUCUGGGAGUUCUCUGUCAGCCUCUAUCCAGUGGGAUUUGAAUGGAAUCACCCAGGAUCUUACAUCUAGACUUUCUAAGUCUUAGAUUCGAAACCUUGUGCUAGUAGGCACACUGGCUUAAUCCGCUUCCACAGGGAACUGAGGCAGACAUUCUUUAUGCCAGGACUACCUGUCAGUACUGCAUAGUUCGUGAGGGCAAAAAGAUAACACUGUGGGUACUUGUGUGAGUCGGGCCCUGGUGGGGAUACCGAACAUACCAAGAUGACCAAGGCCCUCAGAAACAUCCCCCAAUCUAUAUGGGGAGACUAACUCACAGACGUAAAAUAGCAGGCUGGUGUCUCAUGAUCCUGCAUGGUGUGCCCCGAGGACAUUUGAAACAGUGCAGGUAACAAUCUAAAACAGCCAAAAAUGGACGGAGGAAGGAGGGAGGGACUGUUUUUCAGUACUCGAACGGAAACGCUGAUGGUUAGGUGGAACAUACAGUGAAGGGAUAGCUGUGUAUUUUCCAGGUUUCUUUCUUUUUUUUUUUCCUUUUUUUAUUCAUCAUCAUUUCAGAUAGAAAUGUUUAAGGGAAACCAGGGAAGGGCUGCCAGGAACAUAGCAAUUUGGUUUUCCAAGAUCAUUAUAUUUAGUACUUUAAUGUCUAGCUUUUGAGGUGGGGGUGAGGGGUGUUGAAUUUAAGAAAAAGUAAACGGUUGUUCUUAAUUAUACCAUACUAUGGGACUUGCUGUGCUAACUUCAAACAAAAAUAAUCCAGCCUUUUCCCCAUUUCAGAAACAUCAGUGAUUAAACAGAAUCAAUUGUCUGAGUGGUUAUGAUUGGGGGUUACUACAGGUAAAUAAUGCUAAGCCUUUAAGAUGAGCAGUAAACUGCAAAUGGAACUCGUGGCUAAUAAUAUCAGUGAGGCAGUCUGUUGUGUAAUGUGGUAUUUAUCACCUCCUUAGGAAGACAAAUGAUCUUUCCUGUUUGUGUAAUGUAUUACAUUUUUUUGAAAUUCAUAUAUCACCUGAUGAAUUUUGUAUAAUAUGAACACAAUGAAAUGUUCCUGGAAUUGGACAUGUUGAAAAACAUUGUCUCCUUCAACAAACGAACUUGCAUAAAUUACUUCAUUUAAGAAUGCCUAACUGAGGUCUUUUCCUUUUUGCUUAAGCUGUCAAGGCCCGCACUUGCAGUAGGUAGCUCAUCUCCAACACCUAUAUUUCUCUUUAAAAAAAAAAUUCUUGUAGUUUAAAUCUAUUUGGGUAGGUUGGAUGUGAAAGGAUGUAAAUGGUAAGCUGCGUGAUAAGGUCUACAGCUUAGCCCUUAGAACUGGGCAAGAGGAGCCCUGCCCUGGGUCCUGGUUUCAAAGGGCCUUUUGCUCAGCCUCUCCGAACAGUUGUGCCCCUCGCCACUGGGUGGGUGGUCUGCAGCACUGAGGGGAUGUGUGCCCGCAUCCCCUUCUGGAACACAGUUUGUAUCCCUAAGACUUGAAAUUUCCAGCCCAAGCUGCUCAGAGCACUUCCAGGGCCCACAGGGGCCUCUUUCUCUGUUUAUUGCCCCAUUGUCCUGAUGGAAGACUCUGCCCGGGCUCUGGUGGGUGAUCAAGGUGCUGCUGCUGGUGGGGGUGUGAGUAAAGAGAAGGGGGUGGCUGAGGGCUCUGGCGUGCCAACAUGUUUUUGCAUGGAACUUCACAGAGUCUGAGCAUUCUGAAUGGGAACCUGGCCUUUCAGGUGGCUGAGAUAUUUACAAGUUAGGAGAAUAGAAUGUAUUUAACAGUUUGUAGCCUGAUUUAUAGUUUUAAAUGGUAUAUGAAUGGACCUGCAUUUGUACUCUGAUCUCAGAUCCUGCAGUGUAGGUAUGAGCCUGGGGAACUGUGUAAAAUAUGUCUAAAAAUAUGGACAGCGAGUUCUCAUUAAGCUAUGUUUGGAAGAAUAAUGGCAAAUAUUAUAUUGUGUCAAACAAGCUCUUUUUAUUAUUUUUUUAUAAAGAUUUCUCUAUUUUAGGCAGAGAGAGAGAGUGAGUGCACGCAUCAAUGGGGAGAGGGGCAGAGCAAGAGGGAGAGAGAAUCCCAAGCAGACUCCCCAUUGAGUGUGGAGCCCAACGUGAGGCUCGAUCUCACGACCCUGAGAUCACGACCUGAACCAAAAUCAAGAGUCGGACACUUAACCGACUGAAUUACCCAGGUGCCCCGAACAAGCUCUCUUUGGAAUCAAAAACUUUCAAAACUUUAUGAAACUGAAAAUAACCAGUUGAAAUUUGAAAAUCUUAUCUUCGUUCCCUUUCCCCAUUUGUAGGAGAUGCCGUAGGUAAUGGGCAUCCAUCCUUUCUUUUUCUUUUCCACCGAGUAUUCUAUUGGCAGAAAGUUCUACGGAACAAGAAUAGAACAGGUGUUCAUUUGAUAAAAACCAGGUUCAGUGCACCCAGAGAACACUUGACAUUAAAGAAUCCAAUGGUGAGUUGUUAUGGCGGAGGAGACAUGAACAAGAAAUGAUUUCCCUCUUGUCCUUGAUGUCUAGUAACUUCAGAGAAGAGGUCCAUUACUGCCACUCUAUUUCUUUCUUUUCAUCCCAACUGCAAAAUCACAUUCCGAACCUAGCCUUUGCAGGCUGCCUUCUGUCAUCUCUUUGAGAUUCCAGGUGCAUUCAUCCUGCAAUGUAUAUAUGCUGCCGAAGCGAGCACCAUCCUGCAACGUUAAGUGCCUUCUCGGUAAGGUCCCAGGGUUGUAAAGAUGUCGAGAUCAUGAGGAAGCCCUCAAGUGGCUCAAAGACAGGAGUAUGUUGAUACUUGGCUAUUCUUACUGCCAAUAGGAAUACAACCAGCUAGGAUUGGAGGAUGACCAGGGUCUGUGGUGAAGAGCAAGAGAAAGGACCAGAGAAGAGGGCACAUUGUGGUUUUAUUUUUUUUAAAGAUUAUUUAUUUAUUUAUUUAUUUAUUUAUUUAUUUAUUAGAGAGCGAGCGAGAGAGAAACAGCAUGAGAGGUGAGAGGGUCAGAAGGAGAAGCAGGCUCCCCGCUGAGCAGGGAGCCCGAUGUGGGACUCGAUCCCAGCACUCCGGGAUCAUGACCUGAGCCGAAGGCAGUUGCUUAACCGACUGAGCCACCCAGGCGCCCCACACUGUGGUUUUAAGUUGCAUUUCCUUCGUGACUAAUGAAGUUGAGCUGCUUUUCCAAUGUUUAUUGGUCACUCGGAUAACCUCUUUUUGAAGUGUCUCUUCAAAUCAUUGGUCCACUUUUUCUAUCGGGCGAUCUGUCUUUUCUCAUUGCUUUGUACACAUUCUGUAUAUAUUCCAGAUAAGAAGGACAGGCACCCCUUCGACCUACCUUAGAGGCAAAGAGAAAACCAUCGCAAUGCCUUUGGCAGAGUUCAUCUGUGUGUCUUGUGUUGGGGAAGAGUAGGAGUUGGUGUGACUUUAAGAUCAUGGAUGAGGAAGGGAGCCAGGCUGAUGUUCGGCUGGUAAGCAACCAUAUGGCUAAGCUGAUUCUUAAAAUACUGAAAUAAUUCUCUGCCUCUGGGAAAGUAGGUGCUGCCCUGAGCCCGCAUUGCCUUCCCUUUCUUCCCUUCCUCUCCUCUAUCCUCUCCUGUGCUCCCCUUCCUGUUCCUUUCUUUUCCGUUCCAUUCUUUCUCCCUCUUUCCUCCCUCCUCCGGUAGAUCUUCAUUGAAUACUUCCCAUAGGCAUAGACACAGCUCUGAAUAAGAAUUAAAAAAAUAAUAAUAAGCAAACACUAAGAGCCAUCUACAGGUAUAUCUAUGCAUGACAAAACAUGAAAUCUUAAGAAGCACAAUAAUAAUGAUGCCUAGCAUUUCUUCAGACACCAUUUUAAGCACUUCGUCUUAUAAUAACUCCGUAAGAUGAAGAUUAUUGUUAUCCCCAUUUGUCGGAUGACAAAACCGAGACCCUGAGAGAUGAGGCAGUUUUCUCCUGGUCACUUAGUAAGUAAGUGGCAGUGACUGCUAGGAAGCCAGCCCAGGAAGUUCAGUCACGGGCACCAUGCCCUUAAGCGCUGUGCCGGCCAGCAGUGUGGACCGUGCAUCAACCUGAAUGGCCACUUCCAGCUACAGAAGGACAGGGAAGGGGCCUGUCGCUGUCAGUGUUCAGCUGGGAAAGCAGAAACCGCUCUACCUAUCCUAAAGACAGUGUAUUUAAUGCGGAGAAUUGGUUCUAAAGGUACUGGAACCAAUCGGCAGAAGGAGUAAAGGGGGGACGAUGGUGCUCAGAGUUCCGUAACUUCCGGAAGCUGCUACUGCUACCAAAGGAUGAAAGGUAUUGACCCUGAGUCCGCCCAAACACUGCCCCCCUGCAGCUGCUGCUGACUGGGACUCCAGGAGCCACGGUCCCGCAGAAGCUUCUGGAGUCUGUGAGCACCAGCAGCCGUAUGCGUCUGCUGCUGUCACCUCCACCCCCACUCUUGUAGGAGCCCACCGUCGCCUGCUGGAGCCACGGGUAGAACCAGGAGCAGCAAACAGAAAACCAAAGCAGACUUGUACGUGCCUUCUGCCCAUGCAUGCCUCCCACUGACAGAAUCCAGAACUCGGCUGGCAAGGGAGCCUGGAAAACGUAGUUUGUGGGCUUGACACUGAACAUGCUAGAAGGUCAGAGUGAGGCUGAGACUCAAAAAGCAUAUCCUCCGUGCUCAGUAUUGCGCAAGGAGAUGUGGGUACAGGGAAGAAAAAAGCUUGUUUUGUUGACUCUAAGAUACAGUUGAUGGUAAGAUGUACCACAAUACUAUGUACCAUUAAGAAAGACAUGCUAUCAAAUUAAGAGAUACCCCCUACUUCUAGAGAUGUUAAACCUUGAAAAAAAGUCCCUCUUAAAACUGAUGCAAUAUGGUAAAUGCCUGCCCUCAACUUGCCUGUAGUCUAACGGGCUGGAUUCUUAUACAGAUCAUUGUGACAAAAUCUAAGUGAUAAGACAGGUCACCCCAUGACCUUGAUAAGAAGAGGGCUUUAGGAUGCUUUCUAAAGGAGUCUGAACUGACUCUCAAAAGAUGAAUCUGAAUUUCCAAGGAAAUGGUUUUCCGGGCAAAAGAAUGUUUUCUUCUGAGGGCAAAAAGCCUGGGUGAAGUUCCGUGUGUCUGGGAACUUGAAGAGGGUUCAGAAUGACUGGUGUGUAGCGUGUAAAUUGAAGGGCCAACCAAAGUGAGCCCGGAGGAUUGCAGGGGUUCAGUCACAUAGGACGUCCUUGGGAUGCAUUUUGACAUUUCCCCCAAAGCUGAAGCAACUCUUGAAGGAUUUUCAGCACCACCGUAAGUCCAUUUGAAAUUUGACUCAGGAUGGCAAUUCCGUGGGCGCAUGGCGGUGUGGCCGGAGCUGUUGUUAACUACUGAAAUACCUGCUUCCUUCCAGGGGCUGACUACUGCCCCAGCCCUCCUCGUGGCCUCACCAACCCGGCCCCUCACCUGGGACCCUCCAGAUCCAGCAGCUAACAAGUAGCGCCUGUGGGGAGCAUCUAGCCAAGCACUCCAUGGUGCUGCAGCCUCGAUGUCUGUAUUGUUUGGCCAGGCCACCUGAGGAGACCUGAAACGGACCCUCGGCCCUCAUGCAAGUGCAUGCCCUGGGUGACAGUGUGCAGAGUCACAAGCAAGUGUAAGUCCCUCCUAGGAUUUCCCCAGCAGCCCUUACGAGCAAGGAACGCUCUCCCUCACCUCCCAGGCUGCCCCUCAGAUAAGAGCUCCAUGGAGCUUACCACAACUCUGCUGUUUUGGGUUUGAAGUGACCAACUUGGCCUGGGAACCCCAAAGCACUCUACCCCUGGGACAUAACGAAGGCACAUGCCUAGGUCCUGCCUCUUGCUCUGUGAACUCGGCCUUGACCUCCCCAUGUCGUCCAUUGAGGCACGCUGUGCACAUCCUCCAGGACCUGGAAGUAGGAACCACUUCACAAAUGUUAUUUUAGCCAAGUCAUAGCAGCCUGGAGCUUUAAUUAUUUAAAUAUUGUUCAAUAUUUUGAAUGUCAUCCCUGGGUUCUCUGUAUAAGUUUAACGUUUAGGUUUGUUAGUUCUUCGG
Molecule: messenger RNA, 22835 nt
Organism: Mirounga angustirostris (Northern elephant seal)
Lineage: Eukaryota; Metazoa; Chordata; Mammalia; Carnivora; Phocidae
Gene: SMS
Product: spermine synthase
Exons: 11
Coding region: 16-1446 (476 amino acids)
Biological process (GO): spermine biosynthetic process
Molecular function (GO): spermine synthase activity
Source: RefSeq, a predicted model, not a curated record